GAUAUAAGUUAUAAGAGGUAAGUUGUUGCAUAGUGAGAGUACUACAUUGGCAGCAGAUAUGGGAUCCCGUAGGAGUACCCAGCUGUGGCUGCUGGUCUUUUUGGCCUUUUUCUCUGUGGCUGAUGUAUAUUCAGUGGAGGUGAUGUCCGCCCCCAACGUGUUGAGAGUAGGAACACAAGAAAACAUCUUUGUAGAUUGUCAGACCUGCAGCGAUGGAGACACGGUUGAAAUCAAAGUGAUGAACCAUCCAACCAAAGACAUAAGUAUCACAUCCACAUCUGUGAGCCUUACUGCGACAAAGAAAUUCCAGGACUUAGUACAAAUUAAGAUCCCUGCUGGUCGCUUCAGUAAGGAUCGCAACGUUAAGCAGUAUGUGUACCUGCAAGCUAAGUUCCCUCAUGUCGAGCUGGAGAAAGUCGUCUUAGUGUCCUUUCAGUCUGACUACAUCUUCAUCCAGACUGAUAAGACCCUCUACACCCCCAACAGCAAAGUCCAUUACCGGAUUUUUGCAUUGACACCUGGCAUGAAGGCCUUGGAUAGGAAUGUGGAUACUGAUGCUUAUGUUGUCACUGAGAUUGUGAACCCUAAUGGCAUCGUUUUUUCACUUGAGCAAGUCUCUCUGACGUCAGGGAUGCAUUCUGGACAAUACAACCUCAACGAAAUUGCCAGUCCUGGACUGUGGAAAGUGGUGGCAAAGUUCCCCAGCACCCCAAAGCAGAGCUACUCUGCAGAGUUUGAGGUCAAAGAGUACGUGUUGCCUUCUUUUGAGGUGAAACUGGCAAGUGAGGAUUCCUUCUUUCAUGUCAACAGUCCAAAUAUCACCAUCAACAUCAAAGCUGAAUAUCUAUUUGGGGAAGAGGUAGAUGGGAUGGCCUAUGUCGUAUUUGGGGUUAUGCAAGAUGAUAAAAAAAACAGCUUUCCAAGUUCUCUUCAGAGAGUGGAGAUCAAGAGCGGUAUUGGAUCGGUCACACUGCAGAAAGAGCAUAUCACACAAAUCUUCCCAAACAUCCUCGACUUGGUGGGGAGGUUUAUAUAUGUGGCUGUCAGUGUUCUGACAGAGAGCGGUAGUGAAAUGGUGGAGGCAGAGUUAAGAGGUAUCCAGAUUGUCACAUCACCGUACACUAUCCACUUCAGGAGAACGCCCAAAUAUUUUAAACCAGGAAUGACCUUCGAGAUUCUGGUCGAAGUUUUAAAUCCUGACGGCACUCCUGCACCACAUGUUACAGUGGAGGUAGAUCCAGGCAAGCAGCAGAGCACCACCUCACCUAAUGGCAUGGCAAGGUUUAUCAUCAAUACAGAUGAAUCGCCUGCACCAUUAUACAUUACUGCCGAUGUUCCUGGUAUGAGCCAAGCAUCAGCCAACAUGGUGGCUCACCCAUAUACCUCCAGCAGCAGAAGUUACAUCCACAUAGGUUUGGAUCAAGCUGACAUAAAACUAGGAAGCCAUCUAAAAGUUUCCUUCUACCUCAGCCAGCAGAAUAAUUCGCAAGGCAACACUACAUACCUGAUCCUCAGCAGAGGUCAACUGGUGAAAUAUGGCCAAUACAUGACAAGAACUCUGACAGCCAUGACAUUGUUGGUUACCAAAGAAAUGUUGCCAUCGUUCCGCAUCGUAGCCUACUACUUUACAAAGAACAACGAAGUGGUAGCAGACUCUCUUUGGGUGGAUGUCAAGGACACCUGCAUGGGCUCGUUGCAGCUGGAAGCAAUGACAGCUGCACCAUCUUAUAGGCCUGGUAAGAUGUUUCACCUGAAGGUCACAGGGGACCCUGGAGCCACUGUGGCACUGGUAGCAGUUGACAAAGGCGUCUACGUCCUCAACAACAAGCACCGCCUCACCCAGAAAAAGGUGUGGGAUCUAGUGGAGAAGUCCGAUACAGGCUGCACACCUGGUGGAGGGAGGGACAGCAUGAGUGUGUUUUACGAUGCUGGACUGUUGUUCGAGUCCAACACGGCUUCUGGGACUCCCUACAGACUAGAAUAUAUAUGUCCAACUCCCAGCAGGAGGAAACGAGCCAACAAUAUACUGGAUGUAAGAACGAGCUUAGUGAGUCAAUUUGAAGAAAAAAUUGAACGUCAGUGUUGUUUGGAAGGCAUGAGGGAAACCCUCCUCUCAUACAGCUGUGAGAGGCGUAGCGAGUACAUCAUAGAUGGUCCAGACUGUGUCAACGCCUUCCUACACUGCUGCAAGCAAAUGGAAAUCCAGCGAGCUGAGAGGAAGCAUACUGAGGACCUCAUACUGGCACGCAGUGAAGAAGAUGAAAACAUUUACAUAGACAGCAAUACUAUUGUCUCUCGCUCCUCGUUCCCUGAAAGUUGGCUGUGGACUAAAGUUAUGCUGCCUUCUUGCCAAAAAAAUUCACUAAACUGUCGCACCACAACAAACGAGAUACAUGUCCCUUUGAAAGACUCGAUCACAACCUGGCAGUUAACUGGUAUCAGCAUUUCAAGAACUCAUGGUAUCUGUGUUGGUGAACCAUUAGAAGUAAAGGUACUGCAGGAUUUCUUCAUUGAUCUUAGGCUGCCUUACUCUGCUGUCCGUGGAGAGCAGAUAGAAAUCAAGGCAAUCCUCCACAACUACGAAUCAGAAAAAGUCACUGUGCGUGUGGAACUGAUUGAGACGCAGGAUGUGUGCAGUUCAGCCUCUAAGCGUAAGAGGUAUCAUCAGGAAGUUGAAGUUGGAGCCAAAACUACACUAUCUGUACCAUUUAUCAUUAUUCCAAUGAAAGAAGGACAUUUCCCCAUUGAGGUCAAAGCAGCUGUUAAAGAUUCUUGGUCCAAGGAUGGAGUCAAAAAGACGCUAAAGGUGGUGCCUCCAGGUAUACUGACAACAUCUUUAAAGAUUAUAACCCUCAACCCUGCUAAGGAAGGUGAAGGUGGCAAACAAGAGACAAUUAUAAACAGUGAAAUCCCUAUGAAAGAUAUGGCUCCAAACACACCUGAAUGGACAUACAUAUCUGUGACAGGAAGAGAGCAAAUAAGUGCACUGGUGGAGAAGGCCAUUAGUGGGAAAUCGAUGGGUAGUCUGAUCAAGCAGCCCUCAGGCUGUGGAGAGCAGAACAUGAUCAGCAUGACCCUGCCUGUCAUUGCAACCACAUAUUUAGACAAAACCAACCAGUGGGAAAUUGUGGGUUUUGAUAAACGUAAGGAAGCCCUUGAACAUAUCAAGACCGGCUACCAGAACGAGCUUCACUACCGUAAAAAGGAUGGGGGUUUUGCUGUGUUCCCAGAGUAUAAAAGCAGUACUUGGUUGACAGCCUAUGUUGCCAAAGUGUUUGCCAUGGCCAACAGUCUGGUGAAAGUGUCAAAUGAUUCUAUCUGUGAAGCCAUCAAGUUUCUUAUUUCCGAAACGCAGAACCAUGACGGCUCGUUUAGAGAAGUUGGAAGCAUUAUCCAUGGAGAGAUGGUUGGUGACGUGAAGGGCGCAGAUUCAGAUGUCUCCAUGACAGCUUUCUGCCUCAUUGCUAUACAGGAGUCACGUGCAUAUUGUAAUGACACUGUUGAGAAUUUUAAAGAUGGGAUAGAUAAAGCAGUGGCCUACCUGGAAAGGCGUCAGCACAAUCUCAACAACUCAUAUGCUGCAGCGAUGACAUCAUACGCCCUGGCAAAUGAAAACAAACUAGACCGGAAGACCCUUUUUAAAUUUAUCUCAUCAGAGUUAACCCACUGGCCUGUACACAACGCACAACUCUUCACACUGGAGGCCACAGGUUAUGCCCUUCUGGCUUUGGUUAAGGCCAAGGCUUUUGAGGAUGCCAGACCUGUUGUCAGAUGGUUCAACAAACAGCAGAUAGAUGGCGGAGGCUAUGGAUCAACCCAAGCUACUAUAAUGGUAUACCAGGCAAUAGCUGAGUACUGGAUCAAUGCUCAUGAAGAGGAGUAUAAUGUGAAUGUGGACAUUGAGAUUCCUGGUAGAAGCAUACCUCUGGGCAGCAACUUCAACAGACAAAACCACUAUGGCACUAAAACAGCCAAGUUUCACCAAAUAAACAAGAAUGUGAAAGUGAUUGCCAGUGGAACAGGAGAAGCAACAGUGACAAUGGUGUCGAUGUAUAAAAGGGCAGAUGUACAGCUACAGUUUCAAGCUUUUGAUAAAAUGGAUACAGUUGAGAAGAUAUACAAGCUGGUAAUAAAGGUUCUCUAUAAGAACAAGGAGACGGACGCAACCAUGUCAAUCUUGGAUAUUGGCUUAUUAACUGGCUACCAAAUUAACACAGACGACCUGAAUGAAUUGUCUACUGGACAUAGCCGUCAAAUUUCAAAAUAUGAGAUCAACAAAGCCCUGUCAGAAAGAGGCUCACUCAUCAUCUACCUGAACAAGGUUUCUCACACCAAACCAGAGGAGAUCGUAUUUAGGAUCCAUCAGAAGCAGAAAGUGGGAGUUUUACAACCAGCUGCUGUGUCUGUCUAUGAAUACUACAACCAUCAACACAAUAUUCAGCCACCUUGUAUGAAGUUCUACCACCCAGAAAGGAUUAGUGGUGAGCUACUCAGGCUCUGUCAAAGCAGUGGAUGCAUAUGUGCAGAAGAGAAUUGCAGCAUGCAGAAGAUGGAAAAAAUCGACAAUGGUGACCGCACAACAAAGGCCUGUGAGACUGAAGUGAGCGGCAGAAUAGAUUAUGUGUACAGAGUAAGACUGGAAAAUUUCACACAAAGUUUGGCCACUGACAUUUACACAAUGCGGGUUGUGGAAGUCAUCAAAGAAGGGGGUUAUGAUGAGUGUCGUUCAAAGAAAAUAAAAAACUGUGACGUGGGACCUCUAGGCAAUCUUCGUCCAUUCCUCAGUUAUCAACACUGCAGGGUGGCUUUAAAUAUGAAAUUGGGCAAAACUUACCUCGUCAUGGGCAUGGCCAACGAUAUUCACAAAGACGAGAAGAAACAAUUGUUUCAGUAUAUACUCGGUGAGAGAACCUGGAUUGAGUACUGGCCCACAGAUGCUGAGUGUCAGACUAAGGAACACAGACCUACCUGCAUGGGCAUGGAAGAGCUGGUCAAUACCUACAAGUUAUUUGGAUGUGAACAAUAAAAGAAACACAUUCGUUGGAUUGGCAUUAUUUUAAUGUCAAACUUUGACUGCUAUGAGAUGCAGGUUGCAAAAAUCAUGAUGCAUUCUGCUGAAUAAAAUGUAAUGGUAUCUUA
Messenger RNA from Larimichthys crocea (large yellow croaker), 5139 nucleotides. Its product is annotated as complement C3-like. The record is from RefSeq and is a predicted model, not a curated record. Lineage: Eukaryota; Metazoa; Chordata; Actinopteri; Sciaenidae. The transcript has 44 exons. Gene Ontology annotation, cellular component: extracellular region. The coding region runs from base 59 to 5026 and encodes 1655 amino acids. Gene Ontology annotation, molecular function: endopeptidase inhibitor activity; protein binding.